GUCCCAUCCCUAGCACAGGGUGUUCACAGAGCUACGGCUGUUAAAAAAACAUUUUUUUUCGGUCCAGUCAAAAUUUGCCAUUAAAAUUUGCGCCGAUUGCAGCGGGAUCAGGAGCUCCCUUACAUUGGGCCUCCCUUUGGGCAACCCGGAACGAAACCCAUGGAGAGCGAGAAGAUUCUGAUGGCCGCCGGAGUGACGGUGGCCGCCGUGGUGGGAGCCUUUGUAUUUUGGGGUCCUUCAGGCUCUAGACUCCGCCAGCGACGCGGCCAAAUCGCCGGGCUGCACAACUUCGGACGCACCUGUUUCCUGAACACGCUGCUCCAGGCGAUGGCCGCCUGUCCGCAGUUCAUCGCCUGGCUGCAGCUGUACAAUAAUGCCUCUCCCGAUCGCAAGAGCCUCAUCACCUCGAUGCUAAACACUCUGGAGGUGGUCAACGGCACCCAUGCCACGCUGCGCGGCGAUCCGCAUUCCCCGGGCGCCGUUCUGCGUGCCCUGAAUUCCCUGGGUUGGGUCAUUCCCCAGGAGGAGCACGAUGCCCACGAGCUGUUCCACGUUCUGUUGUCCUCGCUGGAGGAGGAGGCCAUACGGCCGCAUCCCCUGGGCUGCCUGUCGGAUGCUUUGCCAGCGGAUAGUGCAGACGAUGCGAUCAGCUUUGCGGGCACAGCCACUCCGGUCGGUGGCUUCCGACCGAUUAGCUCCAUGGCGGCGCCGCGGAUUGGGGAUCAGCCGAACAGACCCUCGAGCGCCAUGCUCACCGAUUUCCUGAACAUGGAGUACGAUGAGAGUACCAGUUUGCAGCGCCUGGUGCGUUCCGAGGCCCACACACCGGAUUCGCCCGCCUCCGUUUGCGAACGCGAGGGCAACGAUCGUCUGGGCUCCCUGCUGCUGGACGCCGUUUCGCCGGGCACGCCGUUCGGCUUUCCACUGGCCAGCGAACUGGAGUCUUCGCUGGGCGGCGAGCGGCUGUCGCGUCCGCGGCAGCAGCAGCAGGCGGAGGAGCAGGGCCUCAAUCGCCGGGUCUCCAGCUCGUGUCGCUCGCUGGAGCGACUGCAUCGCGGACCCGGCCGCGUGUCCAUCUGGUCCAACAUGAUGCCCAGCCAGGUGGCGCAUCCGUUUCAGGGCGCCAUGGGCGCCCAGAUCGUCUGUAAUGGCUGCGGCUCCAAGUCGGCGGUGCGUUAUGAUAAGUUCGAUAGCAUCACCCUCAAUUUGCCGCCGCAGCGGAGGACUGGUUUGAGUUUGGGCCACCUGCUGAGCGACUACAUCACGUCGGAGGAUCUGAGCGACGUCAAGUGCGACUCCUGCAACGAGACGACCACGCACACCAAGUCGGUUACGUUUGCCAAGCUGCCCGCCUGCCUGUGCAUCCAUGUGGCGCGGACCGUGUGGCUGCCCACGGGGCAGGUGUGCAAGCGACAGGACUACGUCCACUUCCCCGAGAGCCUCUCCAUGGCGCCCUACAGCUUCGUUCAGCCGCACCUCAACAGCCAGGCUGGCACUCCCUGGGGCUCGACGAUGUCGCUGUACUCCUCCAGCCUGCCGAUGAACAAUGGCGUGGGUGGCGGCGAGGGCUUCGGCACGAUGUUCCCCAAGAAUCUGUACCGCCUGCUGGCCGUGGUGGUGCACUCGGGCGAGGCGAACAGCGGUCACUUUGUGACCUACAGGCGGGGCUCCUUGCGGAAUGCACAUCGGUGGUUCUACACAUCCGAUACGAUUGUGCGGGAGGUGAGCAUCGAUGAGGUGCUGAGCGUUCCCGCCUAUUUGCUUUUCUACGAUCGCGGCCAGCAAAGACAGCUCAACCUACGCUAGUCGGCUAGUCAGCCAAAGAGCUCUCGCAUCUUGGGAUCAUCGGGAUCGUCAUCCUAGUCAACACUUGAUGUGAUGGAAAUCCAAAUCCAAAAAUCCUUAUUGUCGAACGGUGGCCAUAGCGAACACGCGUCACAUUUAUAUAUAGAUAUAUAUAUAUAUAACUUAUUAUAUAUGUACGGGAACCCACGAUCUGAUCUAUACUCGACGGGGUUAUGUAAUGGUCUCUGCAUAAUGCAUAAUGCAUAUUUUCAGCAUAUUGCCAUUUGAAAUCUGCAUCACCCUCACGUCGCAGAGAACUCGACUCUUCAUUUGUUAUCGAUGCAUUUAAGAUUUUUUAAGAAUUCCAAAUUCAUACUGUGCUUUUAGCUGUCUGUAUUUAGCAAUAUACACACAUAAACUACCAGUAAUUGUUUGCGCGUUAUUUCUGUAGGUUAGAUGUUCAAUAAAAAUUUGGAAACUA
Messenger RNA from Drosophila takahashii, 2266 nucleotides. It is a transcript of the gene Usp30, whose product is annotated as ubiquitin specific protease 30. Gene Ontology annotation, cellular component: nucleus; cytosol. The record is from RefSeq and is a predicted model, not a curated record. Gene Ontology annotation, molecular function: cysteine-type deubiquitinase activity. Gene Ontology annotation, biological process: protein deubiquitination. NCBI's taxonomy places the organism in Eukaryota, Metazoa, Arthropoda, Insecta, Diptera, Drosophilidae.